Messenger RNA from Zonotrichia leucophrys gambelii, 2499 nucleotides. RefSeq names its product RAD23 homolog B, nucleotide excision repair protein (gene RAD23B). Gene Ontology annotation, cellular component: nucleoplasm; cytosol. The record is from RefSeq and is a predicted model, not a curated record. Lineage: Eukaryota; Metazoa; Chordata; Aves; Passeriformes; Passerellidae. Gene Ontology annotation, molecular function: damaged DNA binding; polyubiquitin modification-dependent protein binding; ubiquitin binding. The transcript is spliced from 10 exons. Bases 122 to 1324 code for a protein of 400 amino acids. Gene Ontology annotation, biological process: nucleotide-excision repair; proteasome-mediated ubiquitin-dependent protein catabolic process.
CCGCCCUCCCGCCGAGCCCGGCGCCGCCUCCCUCCUCCUCCUCCCUUUCCCGGCCUCUUCCCCGCCACCUCUUCCCGGGGAAGGGACGAGGGCGGCCGGAGCGCGGCACGUACCCGCCGCCAUGCAGAUCACGCUGAAGACGCUGCAGCAGCAAACCUUCCGCAUCGACAUCGACCCCGAGGAGACGGUGAAGGCUCUGAAAGAGAAGAUUGAAUCAGAAAGGGGGAAAGAUGCCUUUCCAGUAGCUGGCCAAAAACUAAUUUAUGCAGGUAAAAUCCUUAAUGAUGAAACUGCUCUUAAAGAAUACAAGAUAGAUGAGAAGAACUUUGUGGUGGUUAUGGUGACAAAGCCCAAAGCAGCAGCUGGAGCGACUCAGCCGUCAAAUGCCACUUCCACUGUUGGCUCAACAACUGCAGCUCCCACAGCAGUUGCUGCACCAAUCCCUGUUCCUGCCCCUGUGCCAGCUCCUGUCCCUCCACCACCAGCACCAGAUGCAGUGGCUUGUGAGCCAGCACCUGUGAGUGCUCCGAAAGAGGAGAAGCCUGAAGAAAAACCACCUGAGGCACCAGCUGCUGUCAGUCCAUCAUCAAUUGACAGUACAACAGGUGAUACAUCUCGAUCAAAUCUUUUUGAGGAUGCUAUAAGUGCACUUGUGACCGGUCAGUCCUAUGAGAACAUGGUGACUGAGAUCAUGUCCAUGGGCUACGAGCGGGAGCAGGUGAUUGCAGCACUGAGGGCCAGCUUCAACAACCCUGACAGAGCAGUGGAAUACCUUCUGAUGGGGAUACCUGGAGAUAAUCAGGCUGUGGCUGACCCCCCUCAACCGCCAAGCACUGGUGCAUCUCAGUCUUCAGCAGUGGCAGCAGCAGUAGCAACCAUACCCACGACUACUAGUUCACUAGGAGGACAUCCACUUGAGUUUUUACGAAAUCAGCCUCAGUUCCAGCAGAUGAGACAAAUUAUCCAGCAAAAUCCUUCUCUGUUGCCAGCAUUGCUACAGCAAAUUGGAAGGGAAAACCCCCAGCUACUGCAGCAAAUAAGCCAGCACCAGGAACAUUUUAUUCACAUGCUGAAUGAGCCAGUUCUAGAGUCGCGCCAGGGUUUAAGUGGCAGUGAUGAUGGUGCCAGCACUGGAGGAAUAGGAGAUGCUGGGAAUGCUCAUAUGAACUACAUUCAAGUAACACCUCAGGAAAAAGAAGCUAUAGAAAGGUUAAAGGCAUUAGGAUUUCCUGAAGGACUUGUGAUACAGGCGUAUUUCGCAUGCGAGAAGAAUGAAAACCUGGCUGCCAACUUUCUUCUACAGCAGAACUUCGAUGAAGACUGAGAGAAUUCUUUUUUUUUUUUAAUUUCACACCUCACACCAGUGCAUUACACUAACUCUGUUCACUGGAUUGUCUAGGAUAUUCGGGCUUACAUUCAUAAUGCUUGAUGUAUGGAAUAUAGGGGGUGGGUGGAAGGGAGAACAUAGCAAACAAAGCAAAGAAAGCAACAAGUUUUCAAUGUCUGUUUUAAAUUAGCAGAUGCAGAAAAUCGCACAGUGUAAAAAACAAAAAAUAUAUAUUCAACCAAAAAAUCAGCUUCUGCAGAUAAUUAGUUCCUUCUGUAAACUGUAGGUUAACUUUUUCUAGGUUUUCACUCUUACUGUACUAGUUCCAGAAAUGUAGUGUAAUGCACUGCUUCAUGUUCCUUUCCACUUAGUAUUGACUUUGGAAGUAGCCUGUGCUACGUAGAUUUUACAGUCUGUAUUUCAUGGCAACACUGGAUAGCAGCUUUGUGAAAUCUAAAAGAUCUGAGCAAAUGUAAUCCCGAAUGCCAAAAUAGAGGUAUUCGGGUUUUUAUUCUUCAGCUGUGUUAAAGUAGUGCAAGAGACACAGUAUUUUUGUCUAAUGCUGAAUUAGAGCAGUGUUGGCUUUUUACUUUUUUUUGCAAUGAAAACCCAUUACAGUUAAAAGUGUCCUGAUUAUUGAGAAACACCACCCCCUCCUUUGUCCCCCUGAAAUGAUCUGAGAAACUAUAUACAUACAGAAAAAAAUUAUUAUCCUGUUUACAUAUUUUAUCUUUGGGAAAAAAAAUAUAGAUACCUAAUUACUGUUCUUUUAAUGUUAUCUUGCAGUAAAAGUUUUAAAAGCAAUAGAUUGCAUGUUUGGUUUUGUUAUAUGCACUCUAGUGAGUUGAAUAUUCUUUUUCUGCCAGCAAACAAAAUGCAAGCUUCAUUUUUGUCUGCUGCAAUGAGAAUUUAUCAAAUCAAAUUUUACCUUCCCAACUUUGUUGAACCAGCUUUUAUAGUACAGCUGUAAGUGUUCUGUUGCUCUUGACUAGAUGUAGUGUUCAAGCUAUUUCUGUUAAGUAAGGACUUUUGGGGAUUUAUUCACUUUUUAAGGAUGAGAAGUUCAAAACUUGAGAUAUCAAGCAAACUAUGAAUUUAUUCCAAUGUAAAAAGAAUUGACACUCGAAACUUUAUAUUGAAAAUAAACUCUGGUUACAGAGUUUUGAAUCUUA